CAUAGAAGAAGAUUUAUGAAAACAGUGUAUACGUUGACAAUGGCGACAUUUUCUUUCCGGAGGUUCUCCAAUCGUCAAGUUUAUACCGUAGAACAGACAAAAUCAUACUUCGAAAUAAAACGUCACAUUGCCCAACUGACAAGUGUGACAUGGGAUCGUAUUGAUCUUGUUAGGGGCCCAUUUAUCGUUGAAAACAAAGAGGAUAUGACGUCACAGAGCGAAAUGGGAUUAAUUAUACAUCCGGUGGAACGACCAAUACCUGGCCAUUUGAGAAGUGUUUUGCCGGACGUGUUUGAGGGUGACAUGGCGGACGGACCGCGUGUGACGAUGUGUUGUGGUCAUGCCGUCACACCUGAAAACCUUUUUCGCUUUUGUCUCACGACUCUGAAGGGCGGUAUCGCCAUAUUUAGUUGCCAGAUUUGUCGAAAUAUAUGGACCUUGGAAGAAAUCACCAUCAAGGCUGUUUUGUCCGACGACGAAAGGAUGUUCUUCAAACAGCGAAUUAACGAAAUUACAACCACUGGUUGGCAUUUUAUUGACAAAGGAGCUACAAAUGACUUGCUACGAAACUGCGGUAGAAUCACCAUGGGCUAUGACAAUAUAGCGAAUGUUCCAAAUAUACGUGCAUGUCCAAAGUGCUUCCUGUUCAUAGAACACCGAGAAGGUUGCAAAACCAUGACGUGUUCUUGCGGUCACGUGUUCUGUUUUAGCUGUCUCAAGGGAGCAGUUGGAGGUUCAUUGCCCUGUGGUUCGUAUUCUUCCGGAUGCUCUGUCGCUCCUGUUCAGGAGAUUCUGUAA
Molecule: messenger RNA, 798 nt
Organism: Ylistrum balloti
Lineage: Eukaryota; Metazoa; Mollusca; Bivalvia; Pectinida; Pectinidae
Exons: 4
Coding region: 16-798 (260 amino acids)
Molecular function (GO): zinc ion binding
Source: RefSeq, a predicted model, not a curated record